AGCAGUCAGUGUGUAGUGUAGCGCGCUCGCGACAGUACCGACCGGUCGACGACUACAAAUUCGCAUUUGACAAAAUUCGUUGGUUUUUCGUUUUGUUUUGGUUUUUUUUUUUUUACUUAUUUUGUUUCCCUCCUUUACAAUUGAUUGUACCCGAAAAUUGUUCUCCUUAUUCUUUCGUCGUUUCGCAUAUUUAUUUUUGUGAUUGCGUUUUGUGUGCUAUAUAAUACAUGGAAAUUCGGAAAAAAAGAUUUUAAACAAUUUCGUUCAAUCAUUAUUAAUGUAAUCGUUAUUAUUUUUUUUUUUUUUUUUAACUAUUUCGAUUCAAAAAUUUUUUUAAAUCAAUAGUGAUAUAUAAUUGCCCUUGGAAUUUAACUCAAAUCUACUAAAUGUGUUUGGGCGGCGUCCACCACGAACUCGCGGCGGCGUCAUGGCGGACACGAUCUGAGCUGCAGUUGCGGAUGCGGCGCGUACACAGCCGCGGCCGAUGUGGAUCCCGAUGAUGGCUGCGGCCGCACAACACGACAGGGUCGUACUGUCACCGCGCCGGUUGCAGCAGCAUCAACAGCAGCAGCACACUCCGUCGCCGGAUCGCGAUCGACAUGGCCGUCGUACAUAUCUGCACAUGGUGCCCAUGUUACCUCCACCUGCCGUCCCUUCGACCAAUGACGGUCAGGACACAAUUAUUUCGGAUCGCCUCCAAGACACUUCAUUCCAAUAUACAUCCACUGCACCAUCAGUCAUUUCAGGAAAUGCAUUUACUACCCCGUCAAAAAUCCCCAACUCCAUCAACAAACUGAACUUAAUACAGUCACACUCCAAUAAAUGGGGCAGCUCAAGAAAGGUGCACGAAAGAUCCACUGGACCGGACUGGUUCGAGACGAAAAUGGCAAAUGCUAAGCUAGAGAAAAAAAGAUCGUCAAAGUGUUUUUGGAGCUCGUCAUUCGUAGUGGACCCAACCACGCACUUUCAUUAUAAGUGGCUUAUGUUAGUAACCGUCACAAUUCUAUACAAUUUGGUAUUUGUGAUCGGCCGUGGCGUAUUCUGGGAGCUGAACAAUGCGAUGCCGACCAUCUGGUGGAUACUGGACUACGCUUCUGACGGGAUCUACGUAGUUGACACACUAGUACAUGCACACGAAGGUUUCCUGGACCAAGGUCUCAUGGUUCGCAAUUCUCAUAAGCUUCGGGAAAACUACUUCAGUACGUCCAAAUGGAAAUCAGACUUCCUGAGUCUGCUUCCCACCGACUUGGCGUACUUGUGGUGGCCGUCCGGCAGCUGUUCGGCAUACGUCCUGCCCUGUCCUGUAAUCGUCCGUGCCAAUCGACUGCUCCGAGUACCGAGGAUGCUGGAGUUCUUCGACCGAACAGAAACCAAAACCGGGUACCCAAACGUGUUCCGAAUUUGCAAGGUGGUGUUCGCCAUACUCAUACUCAUACACUGGAACUCAUGCUUAUAUUUCGCUAUAAGCUAUGUGAUCGGGUUUGGGUCAGAUAAUUGGGUGUACAACUUGCAAGGUACUAGGAAUUCAUCGCUUUCUAGACAGUACAUUUACUGUUUUUAUUGGUCGACACUUACGCUCACAACUAUAGGAGAGACACCGCAGCCGGAAAACGAAUUGGAACACGUGUUCGUAGUGGCCGAUUUCCUUGCCGGUGUGCUCAUUUUUGCUACCAUCGUGGGCAAUAUCGGCAGUAUGAUCAGCAAUAUGAAUGUGGCCAGGGUAGAGUUCCAGAAUCGCAUGGAUGGCGUUAAACAGUACAUGGCCUUCCGGAGGGUUUCUAAGGAGCUGGAAGCAAGAGUUAUUAGAUGGUUUGCCUAUACUUGGGCUAACAAACAGGCUCUUGAUGAAGAACGUGUAUUAGCAGCUUUACCAGAUAAACUAAAAGCUGAGAUAGCUAUACACGUACAUCUCGACACAUUGAAGAAGGUCGAGAUAUUUCAGGACUGCGAACCUGGCUUAUUAGAAGAACUCGUGCUCAAGCUCAGACUCCAAGUGUUCAGCCCUGGAGACUACAUAUGCCGUAAAGGAGAUGUGGGCAAAGAAAUGUACAUAGUAAAGAGAGGCAUUCUUAGUGUCGUUGCCGACGACCAAAAAACCGAAAUCGCCACUUUAAGCGCUGGAAGCGUUUUUGGAGAGGUAAGCGUACUAGAAAUAGCUGGAAACAAAACAGGCAAUCGUCGCACAGCCAACGUCCGGAGUUUAGGGUACUCUGAUCUAUUUUGUCUGUCCAAAAGAGAUCUCUGGGAAACACUAAGGGAUUAUCCCGAAGCUAGACACAGCCUAAUGCAACGUGGUUGUCAGCUACUGCGAAAGGAUAGACUAUUAGAUGAGGACGCGUUCCUACAAGCUCAGACGCAAAAUGAAACCAUAAACGAAGCAGUGUCUAGAUUAGACUGUAACCACUACGUGUCCCCGAACCGAGGCGUGGAAGGAUACAUUAGAUUAGCCAACAGCAGGGACGAAUUCGGACAGCCAACUCUGCGGCAGUCCAAUCGCAAGCAGUCAAAGAACAAGUCAAAAUUCUCGACGGUCGUUAUGAAACCGAACCGGAAGCAAUUCGCUCAAGUUUAUACCACAAUGAAAGAUGUGACUACUCGGUUGUCAAAUCUCGUGACCGAAUAUUACAAUCAAAAUGUCAAGCUCAAUGAAAAAAUUACCGAAUUGGAGGAACAAAUACGAGUUGUCAAAUAUCAUUCAAUAACUGAUUCAAAAUACGAGGAUCAACAGGGUUCGAAUGUUGAAAAUGACUCAACUUCGUCAUCUAGCCAAUCAACGGUAUUCGGGACUUAUGCCACAAGGAGAUCGUUUAACGUUCCAAAGAAUUCUUGGGCUCGAAGGCGUCGUAAACUUAAGUCUACCUGAUGUUUAACGGACGGGCUAUCUCAUUUACAGGAUCCAUAUGCCUCGGCUUAAUAUAAACCACGGUGAUUAGUGUAUAUACUUGAUAUUGGAUAGUUAAAAAAAAUCCACUGCCAAUAUUUAAGUGCAUUGUAUGCAUACGGUUUAUAUUAAAUAAUGGAUCUAUGUAGGCAAAAAAUUAUGGGGUAGUCUACUGAAAUGUACAUACGAAAAUAUAUAUAAUAUAAUACAUAAAACAAAAAAUUGUACGCCAGUCAACAGUCAACUUUCUAUUUCGAUUUGCAUAUAAAUGACUUCUGUGUAGUUAAAACUAGUAUCAUGGUAUUUUCAUUAGCCAAGCAAGAGCUUAAUGGUGAUAUCAAAAAUACUGUAAAAUAUUCCUACAGAAAAAUGUUGUCUUGUCUACAUUGUCUGGUUUUUAAAUAAUUUAACUUAUUUCAUAGUAUAAUUUUACGUAAAAAAAUAAUCCAGUUAAAAUAUUCCCAUGAUGUAUCAAAUAUAAAUUUUUAAAAUACCAAAAUAACCAUAAAGUAUGUGCAUCACGUUCUUGUGUUCAUUUGGUUUGUAAAAAGUAAUGUACCUAAUAAAAUUAGUAUUUAAAUUUUUAUAACACCCACUACGUUUAAAAAUUAAAUUAAACUAAAAUUUAAUGAUUAGAUAUAUUAUUUUGUUACAUGAAAAUCUUACGAUAUUAAAUUCUAAUUUAUAUAGACUUAUUUUUGUUGAACAUUCAAUGUUCUAAACUUGGGUACAAACAUGAAACAAUUGCUAAACACAAUUAGUUUAAUGUUAUAUGAUAGUAAUAUCUGCUACGGAUCGUAAUAGAAUAUAAACCCAAUUUAAUUUAUCUUGUAACAAAAUAUAUUCUCGCAAACAUUUUAUUGUACAUAGACACAUAGUACAUACCAAUAUAUGAUAAAAGUUAUUUGAAUUGAGUGACAUAUCACUGUUGGGUCCCGUGGAUUUAAGCCUAAUUGAGUUCAAAAAAUAUCAUAAAAUCGAACCCAAAAUACAUUUAAAAAAAACAUUUUUCUUCCUAUUUACAGACUUAGAACUAUCAAAACGCGAUAUGUCAGUAAAAUUCUAAAAAAAUUGAACUCAAUUAAGCGUAUUAUUUUACGAAAUUCAGCCAUAAAUAGAAUUCCAGAUCUGGGACUAAACUCUGUAUAACUCGCGAAUUGAGUGCCAUUGCUUUGGAGAUUCUAUGUAGGUAUACGGUGACCGUAGGUUUCCUUUUACAUUCAAAUCUUUUACCUGGCAAUCAAUAGAAAACAUUGGGUAAGAAACAGAAAAUGCAGAGGGUGAUAAAAAAUGUAUCAGGAUUGAAAAAUUUCCGAGAACUAUUAAUAAACAAAAUGGUUCCAUAUAAAUUAAAUAUUAAAAUCGCGUAUUUUUUUUAUUUGAUGGCAGUUGGACCAAAUAUUUUUUAAACGAUUCAGCGUUCAGUUUCAGUUCUACGAAACACACACAACAGUUAUGGCACAAAAUAUAACUACAAUAAGUUAUCUAUAAAAUUACAAAUUCUUAAAUUAAUUAAUUGUAUAAUUAAAACAUAGGAUCACUUUUCUUCGUAUUGGUUUUAGAUGUAUUCAUUCAUUGUAUGUUUACUUUUACUAUCUACUCGUCAGUCAUCCAUAAAAUUCGUUAUUUAUUCUAAAGCGUAAAAUUGUAAUUAUAUUACCCUCAACUUUGUUCGUAUAAAAUUGUCGAUAAUUAAAUAAUACGCAACAUUGUAUCCAAAACUAAUCAAAUAUUAAUAGGUACCUCCCAUAUUAUAUUAAACAAAACUGUUGACCAACAAAACUGUUUUACAUUUUUCUAACAAUAUUGUACAGAAAGUACCUACUUACAUGGAUUGUUGUAGAGUAAAUUUUAAGAGUAUUAUAUUAUAUUUUCAAUAAUUCCUACAGUAUUUAUUUUAAUACUAAUUCAUAAUGUUAUUGGCUAUUUUGAUUUUGAUUUUGCAUAGUGCAUACUGCAUACACUAAUAUCACCCACCAAGCAUAGUUAUUGAAUCGUGUUAUGGAAAUGGAAGCCGUGUAAAUAAACACAAUCAUUGUUA
Messenger RNA from Acyrthosiphon pisum (pea aphid), 4922 nucleotides. Its product is annotated as cyclic nucleotide-gated cation channel subunit A-like. The transcript is spliced from 13 exons. The record is from RefSeq and is a predicted model, not a curated record. Gene Ontology annotation, biological process: monoatomic cation transmembrane transport. The coding region runs from base 485 to 2863 and encodes 792 amino acids. Gene Ontology annotation, cellular component: intracellular cyclic nucleotide activated cation channel complex; plasma membrane. Gene Ontology annotation, molecular function: intracellularly cAMP-activated cation channel activity; cGMP binding; intracellularly cGMP-activated cation channel activity. NCBI's taxonomy places the organism in Eukaryota, Metazoa, Arthropoda, Insecta, Hemiptera, Aphididae.